GCGGCCCCGUGUGUUUCAGCUAGUGGAGGCGGUCUGAGCUGUGGGUUUGGAAACUACGUGGGACCGUGAGGUGUCUUGGCCGGCUACGGCGCGUGGUUUUUUGGGCUUACGCCGCUGACUGUUGUCUCCGCUCCACCCAGUCCCGGGAGAGGGAAGCGCAGGGGAGGCUCUGUGGGGACAGAGCUGGAGCCCCUGAAGGGGAAGGGAGCAGCCGGGGUUGGGGGGCGUGGAGCGCCUGCGUGCAGGGCUGCAGCCCAGAAUUGGGGAGCAAUCGAGAGGGGAGGUUCACCAUAGGCAGGGUCCGCACCAGCCGGAAUCGGGGCUGGUCCCGAGGAAGGCCUGGGGCAGCCGCGCGAUGUUUGGGGCCCGGUACCUGAUCCGAGCCCUGCGCCCCUGUUCCUCCGUUCCCUGCCCGAGACACAAACCUUCAGCCAGACUGAGCGUGCGGGAUGCUCUCGGGGCCCAGAACACGAAAGGGGAGCGCGUUAAGGUCCAGGGAUGGAUUCGUUCAGUCCGAUCCCAGAAGGAAGUCUUGUUCCUGCAUAUAAAUGAUGGAUCGUCUUUGGAAAGCCUUCAGGUUGUAGCAGAUUCAAGCUUUGACAGUAGAGAACUGGCUUUUGGGAGUUCUGUGGAAGUUCAAGGGCAGCUGGUAAAAAGUCCAUCCAAAAAGCAAGAUGUGGAACUGAAGGCAGAAAAAAUUGAAGUUGUUGGAAAUUGCGAUGCCAAGGCUUUCCCUUUUAAAUAUAAGGAGAGGCAUCCUCUGGAGUAUCUGAGACAAUAUCCUCACCUUCGGUGUAGAACUAAUGCUCUGGGUUCUAUACUGAGGGUUCGCAGUGAAGCCACAGCUGCUAUUCAUUCUUUCUUUAAGGACAGUGGCUUUGUGCAUAUUCAUACUCCAAUAAUCACAUCCAAUGACUGUGAGGGGGCUGGAGAAUUGUUCCAAGUUGAACCUUCAAGCAAAAUUAAGGUGCCUGAGAAGAAUUUCUUCAAUGUUCCUGCUUUCUUAACUGUUUCGGGACAACUUCACCUAGAAGUGAUGUCAGGAGCUUUUACUCAAGUGUUUACCUUUGGUCCAACAUUCCGAGCAGAGAAUUCUCAGAGCCGGAGACACCUGGCAGAGUUUUAUAUGGUAGAAGCAGAGAUUUCUUUUGUUGAGAGUCUUCAAGAUCUCAUGCAGGUUAUGGAGGGACUCUUCAAGACUGCAACAAUGACGGUUCUCUCAAACUGUCCUGAAGAUGUUGAACUCUGUCACAAGUUCAUAGCUCCUGGCCAAAAGGACAGAUUAGAACAUAUGCUAAAAAACAACUUUUUAAUCCUCCUGUCCCAGAGUACAGAGGAAGAAAAGAGAACUAUUCUGACCUUAAUUCUAAUUAACAAUGAGGAUUUGGUUGGGAGAGUGGAAGUUGCUGCUGUUGAUCUUCUGGUUCCUGGAGUUGGAGAGCUCUUUGGAGGAAGCCUCAGAGAGGAACGGUACCAUUUUUUGGAGCAGCGACUGGCCAGAUCAGGACUAACAGAAGCCUACCAAUGGUAUCUGGACCUCCGUCGAUUUGGAUCUGUUCCCCAUGGAGGUUUUGGGAUGGGAUUUGAACGCUAUCUGCAGUGCAUCUUGGGAAUUGACAAUAUCAAAGAUGUUAUCCCUUUUCCAAGAUUUACUCAUUCAUGUAUUUUAUAGCCGGAAGCCUGGUUAAGGAAAAUCACCCCAUGUCAGAGGUACUGCACAUGAAUAUGCACAUAGGAGAAUGCACGUUUGAAUUUUAGAAAUGGAGAAGUUUUCGGUAUGUGACUGUCAUGCCAUAAGGUAGAGCAUGUGAAAAAUAGAAGUGAUCAUAAUUUUCUUAGAAAGUUGAGAGCAUUUCAUGGAAAGAUGAACUCCCUCAAAGAGAGGUACUUGUGGCAGGCAGAAUCUCAAAUCUGUUAUGUCAAUUAAGAAGAAAUGAAAAGACUGAACUGUGGUCUCAGAGUCCUUUCAGACUCUCAAGACAGGAUGAGAUAGUGUAUUUUAAUUUGUCUUUAAUCAUUAGAUCACUGCCCUGUGUGGCCUUUGAGAACCACUAGUAGCUAAAAAGAAAAUGUUGGAUCUUUUUUCAUGUGCCAUUUAACCUAUGAUAAAUGCCCAUCUUAUUUUCAUCACUUUACUAGACAUCACAGAAGAAAAUAUUCCUUUCAGGGUCCUAACUGAGUUAAUAAAGUUACUAUUCUGGGAAUUGAAAUCUUCUUUAAUCAGACUGGGUGAAAAAAGUGACAUUUAAUAACUGUUGAUCUUUAAUUAUAAAAGCGAAUGAGAUGCAUUAAUUAUCUAAACUGAUGACUUAUAAUUUGUUUAUAGUAGCUGUUUAUAACUUCUCUAAUAAUCAAUAAAAUAGAUUUUUGAUACCUAUGAAAGAAAAAUACAUUUUUAAAUUCCACUUGGCCUUUUCCCAGUGAAAUUUGGAAGAAAGGUAUUUUCAAUGCAAGAUGAGGAUGCCAAUAUAGCUAAACUUAAAGGAUGGGUAAUUCUGGACUCAAAAAGUAACAUCGUCUAUUAGAGUUUUUGAGAGGAUUGCUCAUUUGGGAGUUUGAGACCUGACAAUUGUAGCACUUUAUGCGUAUGAUUUUGGACAAGCCACUUAACUCUGUAUGAGUUCAUACGUCAUUUUCCUCAGAGUUGAUAUAACAGUUACAUGAAAGUGUUGUGUGUGUGUGUUUAAAACUGUGAAAUGCUACACAAAUUGUUUUUAAUUCUUUUAGUCUUCAUUAAGUUACAUAUCUAUGACUUACAGCAAAGUUGUAUACUCAGUAGAGUUUGUAUGUAUCAAAUAAGGGUAAACGGCAUGCAUGCCUACAUAAUCAAUUUUCUGUGUCUCAUUAGAUAAUUUAUCUUAGUUUAUUUCCUAA
This is a messenger RNA of Leptonychotes weddellii (Weddell seal), 2874 nucleotides long. The record is from RefSeq and is a predicted model, not a curated record. NCBI's taxonomy places the organism in Eukaryota, Metazoa, Chordata, Mammalia, Carnivora, Phocidae.